AUGGAUGUAAUCAAGCAAUCCAGGUUCUCACUCUACGACGUAACACUCGGCAAAGAUAUUACAUCAUUUGUCCAAACCAUAAUCAAGAACGCCAGAGCUUGCGAAAUGAACACCCAAGGCCAGUUGAUUGCUGCAUACGAGGCACUUGAUGGAGACAUCCAAACUGAGAUCACCAAGCCGGACUCAACCACCUCAAUGGACAAUUUCCUUAAAGACAUACAGACCCGAGAGACUCAAAAUCAGAACCAAAGCCAGCCUCAGAAUCGAUACUAUCAAUUUCCUCAAGCUCAACAUCAGAAUCAAAGUCAGCAGCAAAAUCAAUACAAUCAAUUUCCUCAAAAUCAACGCCAAAAUCAAGGCCAACAGCAACGUCAACCACUAGUUCCUAAAAACAGACGCUUGCCAGCACCCCCUCAGCAAAAUCAGCAAGGGAACCUCCAGCAGCCUCGCGCCUACUACGUUAAUGACCAAGGCUACCUUGUUUCAACGGAGCCAGUGAAUGAUCCAACAGCGUUCCAAACAUCGGUCCAGGAAGUCCCCGAUCAAGACCUGUCUCAACCCAACAACGGGACCGACUACGAGGAAGUGCAGUACGGCGAAGCCCAACAAGCCGACGCCCAUUAUGCCGAGAUUCAACCACCUGAAUCAGAGCAUCAUGACCAUCCCGACGUCGCGUGGUUUGGUACCACCGAACGCUCUCAAGUCAACCACCGUUGCAAGACUUGCGGUCACUCCUUCCCAAGCGGAAACAAACUUUACAACCACGUCCGAACCCAACACCCCAAGCUUAAGGAGCCCAGCGUACUAUACGUCAACCAAACCCAGGACUCCAACCACGUCGUUCCAAAAAACGACCCACGCCCCCGCCACCACUGAAGGCUCCAAACGAGGGCGCUCAAUAGGAGCCUAUACCCGUGACCAGCGUAGAGUCGGCCACCGGCCACUCUGUAGAAACUCCACGUCAAACCCCAAUCCUCAGACUCCCGAUCCGAAAAUCGACCGUCAACUCGGCCGCAGACCACGGCACGGGCUUCGGAUACAGGCGGUGGACCUACCUCAAAGUCUAGGUAACGCCCAACCCCAAGUCUAACGUCGAGCACGAUGUAUACAUAGACAUAGGCUGCUCUGCCUCUCUAGCAGAUAGAGUAUAGGGGAAUCGGAAACAAUUCUUAUACU
This is a messenger RNA of Neurospora hispaniola, 1176 nucleotides long. RefSeq lists its product as uncharacterized. NCBI's taxonomy places the organism in Eukaryota, Fungi, Ascomycota, Sordariomycetes, Sordariales, Sordariaceae. The transcript has 3 exons. The coding region runs from base 1 to 876 and encodes 291 amino acids. The record is from RefSeq and is a predicted model, not a curated record.